This is a messenger RNA of Erythranthe guttata (spotted monkey flower), 1257 nucleotides long. It is a transcript of the gene COQ3, whose product is annotated as coenzyme Q 3. Gene Ontology annotation, molecular function: 3-demethylubiquinol 3-O-methyltransferase activity; polyprenyldihydroxybenzoate methyltransferase activity. The record is from RefSeq and is a predicted model, not a curated record. Gene Ontology annotation, biological process: ubiquinone biosynthetic process. Gene Ontology annotation, cellular component: mitochondrion. NCBI's taxonomy places the organism in Eukaryota, Viridiplantae, Streptophyta, Magnoliopsida, Lamiales, Phrymaceae.
AGAGAAUACAGUACGUUUUCUUCCUCAAAUUUCUUCUUCUGCUUCCACCGCCCCUCCUCCACUCCAAUCGCCGGUGACACCCUCUACAGCAGAGUCUAUUCCCUCUUCGCCUUCAUAAUUAUCAACUUCUCCUCGUGAAUUUUGGCGCGGUGAGGGCCGAUCCCAUCCCGUUUCACCCGUUCCGGCCGCUCUAGGCGGCGUUCCGACUAAACAUGGUUUCUAAGCAUCUGCUAACCCGAAUCUACUCCAUGACCCGACCCGUUUUACAAAUUCCGCAACCCAGGAAUCUCUGCUCACACCCUAAAUUCGUCCACGAACUCCAAACCCGGUUAUUUUCAGAUGCUCCGCCGCCAUCUCCAGCCGCUCCGGCUUCAACUCCCCCACCAGCGUCCAAUUUACAGUCGAAGAGCUCUCUGAAUGAAACGGAGCUUAAAAAAUUUGCUGCCAUUUCCGAGACCUGGUGGGAUGCUGAAGGACCGUUCAAGCCGUUGCAUUUGAUGAAUCCGACGAGGCUUGCUUUCAUUAGGUCCACUUUGUGCCGGCAUUUUGGAAAGGAUCCAAACUCUACAAGGCCCUUUGAAGGAUUGAAAUUUGUGGAUGUUGGUUGCGGAGGCGGAAUUUUAUCUGAGCCUUUGGCUCGUAUGGGUGCUACUGUUACAGGAGUUGACGCUGUGGAAAAGAAUAUCAAGAUUGCACAGCUUCAUGCGGAUUUGGAUCCGAUUACUUCCUCUAUUGACUAUCGUUGCACAACAGCUGAGAAAAUGGUGGAAGAGCAGAUGAAAUUUGAUGCUGUACUUGCACUGGAGGUAAUUGAGCAUGUAGCAGAACCUGCAGAGUUCUGCAAAUCGUUGUCAGCGUUGACGAGUUGUGGUGGAGCUACUCUCAUAUCAACAAUUAAUCGUUCAAUGAGAGCAUAUGCAACUGCGAUCGUCAUUGCAGAAUAUGUUUUACGUUGGCUCCCAAGAGGCACACAUGAUUGGUCGAGUUUUCUGACACCGGAAGAACUAGUUUUAAUUCUCGAGCGUGCUUCUAUUUCUGUCCAAGAGAUGGCUGGCUUUGUUUACAACCCACUCACGGGGCAGUGGUCUAUUUCUGAUGAUAUCAGUGUAAAUUUCAUUGCAUAUGCCACAAAGAACACCGAAUAAAUCAAAACUCUACGUAAGUCGCUGCUUAUUCCAUAUAAUAAACGUACGAGUAAAACUUUUAUCUUAAUUUGCACAAGUCUUAUCUUUUAAAUAUAGGGCAUAUUUUUGGUCA